AUAAAUUUAAAGUAAAAUGUAUUUUAUAUAUUUUAUUUAAAAAAAAACUCUUUUCGGAAUACAUUUAAAUUACCCCAAAAUUACCAUGGAACAAAAUAAAGGUAACGAAAAAGCUGAAGGCGAACAAAAUGAUGUUGGUGAAAAAGCAGCUGGUGAUAGCGAAGAUGUUAAAAUUGGGAUUAUCGGAGAAUGUGGGCUCGAUACACCCGUUGUCCUAACAAAUAGGCAAGAAUGUGCCGUAUGUACACCAUUCGGAAAGCCUUCAGAUAUUAUUAUUGAAGGCAAAAUUGAAAAUUGCAACUGUGCCCUACUAUCACGUAACGGACGUCUCCAUGACAUAAUGCCAACUAAUGUUAAUUACAGAGCUAAUAUUUGGGCAAUGCGUAAAUUGGGAUGCACACAUAUCUUGGUUACACACACCGUCAGCUCGUUGCGUGAGAGUAUUCAGAGUGGCGACAUUGUUGUACCGCACGAUUUCAUUGACAAUACAACAAAACGUUGUCAAACAUUCUAUGACGGCGCUGUUGGCAGCCCAUUUGGCGUCUGCCACCUUCCCAUGUAUCCUGCAUUUUGUGAUCGUACACGUCUUCACCUUAUUAAUGCAGCCAGAGAACUGAACCUGCCCGUCCAUUCCAGAGGAACCGUUCUGACGAUAGAAGGACCUCGUUAUUCUACCGUUGCGGAAAACAGCCUGUACCGGAAUUGGGGAGCUGAUUUGCUGAGCAUGACGCUAUGCCCGGAAGCCGUAUUAGCUAAAGAAGCUGGUAUUCUAUACGCAUCUUUGAGUUUUGUGACCAACAAAGAGUGUUGGUGUACGAAUCAGCCUAUUGCAACAACUCACGAAAUAAUAUAUACAUUCAAAAAGCAAGUUGAAAAGGUUCAACAGGUUUUAGUUAAAACCAUUCAAAGUAUUUCAAAAGAAGAUUGGACUGAAGACAUAUUAAAAGCUAAGAUUUUGGUGUGCAGCAAUUUCUCAAACCGCAACGAAUUGACUUAGGAAAAUUAAAAAUAACAUCUUAUAUUUGGAAUUAAUACAAAUAUCAAUAUUUCGUCGCCAUUGUACCGAGUAUGGUAUCUAAAUUUCUUCUUGGUGUUUCUAUAUUAUUUGGACGUUGGUAAAUUUUCAUGUGUACAAAAUCUUUUUUUCUUCAAUUAAAUCCCUGACGAAAUGCUUAUUU
This is a messenger RNA of Drosophila hydei, 1178 nucleotides long. Its product is annotated as purine nucleoside phosphorylase. Gene Ontology annotation, cellular component: cytosol. Bases 86 to 997 code for a protein of 303 amino acids. The record is from RefSeq and is a predicted model, not a curated record. NCBI's taxonomy places the organism in Eukaryota, Metazoa, Arthropoda, Insecta, Diptera, Drosophilidae. Gene Ontology annotation, molecular function: S-methyl-5-thioadenosine phosphorylase activity. The transcript is spliced from 2 exons. Gene Ontology annotation, biological process: nucleoside metabolic process.